AUGGGAAUAGGGACCAGCUACCCGAACGAGCUCCCGGCGGUCAACUAUGCCAGAGACGUGGCCUAUCUCGAGAAACAAGACGAUCCAAGUCAGAUCCACCAGCAGCAGCCACAACAGCCCUUACGACGAUGUACGAUUCUUCCACAAACAGGGCGGCAAAGAGUGAUAUGGGCGGUACUGAGCCUUGUCGUGAUCAUCGCUGUCAUCGGCGGUGCGGUCGGGGGAACGCUCGGACGAAGGAGUACUGCUUCCGUUAAUUCAGCCAACCAACCACCGACUCCGAUAUCAAGCUCCCCGGCCACCGCUCCUACACAACCAAGAUCGAUCAAAGCCAAUUCGCCCCUAGGAGUGACGGCUUGGAGGAAGGUCACCGGCGCCGAAUUAUACUUGUACUAUCAGGGCCAGGACAACGUCAUCCGCCUCUCCAAAUACGACAGUGGACGAGGUUUACCAACGCAGAAUAACUCUUACUGGUUGGAACCGGCUGCCGCUGCGGCUGCUGCUACGUCGAACACGGCCAUCAGCGCGACAACGGUGGUUUAUCAACAGAUUUAUCAGCCUCAAACUCAGACCUACUUCUUCAAUGGCCCAAACAACCAGUUGAGCGGUGUCAACCACAAUACCCUCUGGAACCCUCCAAACAAUGCAGACGGCAUCAACAUGUACAAUCGCACCGCAGAUCAGCGAAGCUCCCUCGCGAGUUAUUGGCCAUACACCAUCUACCAAAACAUCGACGGGCGUCUUGUUGAGGUGCAAAAUGUGCUCGGCGGGUACGGUGAGGGCACCUUCAGCCCAUCAGGAGACUACGCGGCACAAACCCUCGAGAUCCUCGCUUGCCAGGGCUCAGGCAUCGCUAUAGUGCCGCUCUCGACUGCCUUUGAGACCGUCGCUCAACCGGGAGGCUAUGGUAUCGUGUAUCAGAGCCUCGUGGGAUCGCUGAAGACUUUCAUCCCCAAUGCGCAAAAGACAACAAAUGUCUCCCGGUCUUGGCCUCCAGAUGUUACUCUCCCCGACAUAUCUUUCCCAAAGGGCUAUGCCAUCGCGGCAUUUGCGACAGCACGUCUGGGCGAUCGCCAAAAUCGCACAAACACCUUUAUACUAUAUCAAGAUACAGAUAGUGGCAUCGUUGCGCUGCGUCAAGAUGAUGACCUGAGCUGGAGGAGCUCUCGGCCGGCCGCGCUAGCCAAAGCGGACAAUGGGACUCGUAUCGCCUGCAUCACGAUGCCCAUGUCGGCCAGGAACGCGGAUUUGAAACCGCUUGCUCUUGAGGAGGCCUCGGCCGAGAACCGGUGUUAUUUUCAGAGGGACCUGGCGGUGGUGGAGGUUCAGCUGAAAGGUACCGAUUGGGUGGAAUUGGGCACGGUUCCCAUACCGUAG
Thyridium curvatum is the source of this 1377-nucleotide messenger RNA. RefSeq lists its product as uncharacterized. The record is from RefSeq and is a predicted model, not a curated record. Bases 1 to 1377 code for a protein of 458 amino acids. The transcript is spliced from 3 exons. NCBI's taxonomy places the organism in Eukaryota, Fungi, Ascomycota, Sordariomycetes, Thyridiales, Thyridiaceae.